Messenger RNA from Boeremia exigua, 1512 nucleotides. RefSeq lists its product as uncharacterized. The transcript has a single exon. The record is from RefSeq and is a predicted model, not a curated record. Bases 1 to 1512 code for a protein of 503 amino acids. NCBI's taxonomy places the organism in Eukaryota, Fungi, Ascomycota, Dothideomycetes, Pleosporales, Didymellaceae.
AUGUCGCGCGCACGCCGCCUGCAGCCUGACAUGAUGGAACUCUCCAGCCAAUCUCCUCACGCUUUGUCAAACCUAACCGUGCGUCUUGCGAUGACGUGUAUUCGCGAAGAGGUGAACGAGUAUCAGCACCAGUCGCCUGUGCACUUUGAGCUAGCGAUUGAAGUGCAACAGGUCCAGAGCGCGUCGCCGAACAAGGCGAAGAAAGUGGAUGCAAGGCACUUGACUGUACAGAUCCAGGUCAUGAUCGAAGGCAACACCGUCUAUCAAGGUCGCCGCGCCCUCCCCCUCGACUGCAGCGUGACCUGGCGAACUUAUCCAAUGGUAGGCAAGCCAUGGUGCAGUGGUGUCACUGCUCCCAAUGGAGGCACAAUGGAUCUAGAGAAGUUCCUCAACUCUACCUUUCCUCCAUUCGAUCCUCCAUUGGGACAAGAAUCGCUGUGGCACUGGUGGCUGAUCAACGGCAAGACCUUUGAGUGGUCCAUACUCCCCACCGAGUUGAAAACGCGUAUCAUCGCAUUCUGCAUUCAGCAGCCGCCCACUUACGGCAUCUACAGAGAGAAGCGGGUGCGUUUCGACCAGAACCAUAGGAUAGGUCGCAAGUCACCGAUGCCUGGUCCGUACGAGAUCGUCAACCAACUCCGAGACUGGUAUUCACUGCUGUAUGUGUCACAUCAGGUGAGAGCUAUCACGUUGCAGCUCUGUAUCACUGGUGGAAGCGCCGUGGGCACGAAAGGUUUAUGCAUCCCAGUAUACACGAUCAAGGAACUAUCCGACAGCCUCCGCCGACUUAGGAAGUACUACCAGAUGGUCGACAACAACGGUACGCCAACUACCCCCGGAGAGGAAGCUCUGUCGAAGUGCUACGACCAGUUUCCUCGUCUCUACCCACAGCUGCGACAGUACGCUACCUUCCGCCACGGCAUACAGAAAAUCGCACUGGCUAUGGACUUUCUCUCGUUCAUGCGCUUUUUUGAAGUGGAGGUUGGAGGCUUCGUACAAUACCAUAACGCCCGAGGCACGACGUACCACAUUUUCGAAGGCUUGCCAUGUCUCAACGAGAUCGCUGUCCGCCUACCUGCGCGCCCGCUUAAGGGUUGGCGGAACAAUCCGUAUACUGGAGGCCCGCAACUCUUUCACCACGACAGGCCUUGCCCUAGGGUUCUACACAGGGUCAUAUAUGAGCGUAUUGCUGAGGUACUGGCCUCCUACAACAACGUGAAGGUCGGGUACUUCAUUGAUGGCAGCGAGGAAAACCACUUCUUGUCAAGGAGGGCGGAGGCAGUUAAGGCUAUCAAGAUCACCAGGAUUGAGCUUGACGAGCUGUACGCCGAAGAUAACGGGGGUGUCGAGCUGCCGGAGGGGAUGGAGCUGGGAAUGCAAUUGCAAGAGAAUGUCAAGAAAGGACAUGUGGAGUCUGGUUAUUCGGGAGAGCUUCAGGAUGAUUUCUUCCCUCCGUUGUGUCAUUGCGACAAGCCUUGCGCUAACUCUCCAACGUUAUUGAGGAGAGACUAG